Molecule: messenger RNA, 1669 nt
Organism: Talaromyces stipitatus ATCC 10500
Lineage: Eukaryota; Fungi; Ascomycota; Eurotiomycetes; Eurotiales; Trichocomaceae
Product: beta-lactamase family protein
Exons: 5
Coding region: 1-1308 (435 amino acids)
Source: RefSeq, a predicted model, not a curated record
AUGGCCACCCCGCACUUCCCCACAGAUAUCCAAGCAUCCCUCCGCCAACUCCUCGACAACACAACCUCAGGCCCAACACCCUCUAUCCCCGGCCUCGUCUACAGCGCCAUUGAUCGCAAUGGCGACAUAAUCUUUAACCACGCCUCUGGCUCAAGGGGCCUCUCACCAUACAACCGCAAGAAUCCCAUGACUCUCGACACCAUCUUCUGGAUCGCAUCUUGUACAAAGAUGCUUACGGCAAUUGCUUGUAUGCAACUCGUUGAACAGGGGAAAUUAAACCUGGAUGAUGUAGAACAAGUUGAAAAGCUUGCGCGGGAAUUGAAGGAUGUAAAAGUUCUCGAGGGUGAUUUGAGUAGUGGGUUCAGAUUGGUUGAGAAGGAGAGGGGGAUUACCUUGAGGAUGUUGUUGAAUCAUACUGCCGGCUUCGGAUACCCCUUCAGCCAUUCCCAGCUACGGGAUUAUUCUUUGCCUAUCGGCUACGACGAAUUCGCUGGCCAUACAAACGACGUCCUGGGACUCCCACUCAUAAACCAACCGGGCACAAAGUUCGACUAUGGAGUAAACAUCGACUGGGCCGGUGUUCUCGUUGAGCGUGUAACUGGUCUUUCUCUUAAUGAUUACUUCCAGAAACACAUCUUUGAGCCAUUAGGUAUCAAGGAUAUCUCUUUCUUUCCAGAUAAGGAUAUGAAGAGUCGAUUGGCGUAUAUGCAUAGACGAGAGGAGAAGGAUGGUUCGUUGCAUGUUACGGAUCAUAUAUAUCGGUUUGCGUUGAUGGAGAGGAAGAAUUCUGAUGGGCCCGAGGAGAGGUUCUGUUCUGGUGGUGCUGGGUGUUUUGGGACUGUUGGUGAUUACUGCAAAAUCAUUGCAGUCCUCCUGAAUAACGGGACAUGCCCCAAAACCAAAGCUCAGAUCCUGAAACCGGAAACUGUCGAUGAGAUGUACAAAGAUCAAAUCCCCAACAAACCCCGGUACAUCAACCAACCCUUCCAAACCGCCAAACCACAUCUCGCAAAACACAUCCCCUUCCGUCCACUGGCAAACCCGGCACAAGCUGAACUCGAAACAGAAGGAUGGGGACUUACUUUUGCACUCAACCACGAAGGCAAAGAAUCAGGCCGGAAACCUUUCAGCGCUUCAUGGGAAGGGAUUGCCAAUCUGUUCUGGUUCGCGGAUAGAGAGAGUGGUGUGGGUGGGAUGAUUGGGAGUCAGAUUUUGCCUUAUGGUGACAACGCGGUAUUGGAUGUUAAUGAUGCUGUUGAGAAAUUGGUGUAUACCGGUUUGAAAAGGACGGAAGAUAUGUACAAAUAGUUCGUUCGAUCCUGAUAAACAGUUAUAUGGUAUAUGUAUAUAACGCUCAAGAACAAAUCCUAAAGUAUUCAUAGAGAAGUAAGAAUCAUUGACCAUCUACACCAACAGCAAUCCCAGACCUCCCACCACUCCUCUCCCUCAUCCUCCUGCCCUCCAUCAACCCCUUGAGCCCUCGUUUUUGUAAUCCAAUCACACUACUAACAUCACCCGUCCAGAUCGGCCGCUCGGCAUCGGUACCUCGUCGUCUACCGCCGCGAUUACUACGGCCAAUACCGCCGUUACCCCCGUCUUCGAGGGUAUCGGAAUCGGUGUGACUGAAACUAUUUGACGUUGCAGAUGAUGCUCCAGAUGCACUGGCAUC